Knipowitschia caucasica is the source of this 1107-nucleotide messenger RNA. The record is from the annotation of a GenBank genome assembly. Lineage: Eukaryota; Metazoa; Chordata; Actinopteri; Gobiiformes; Gobiidae.
AUGGGGAAGGUGUUGAAGGAGAGCGGUCCUCCUCACAUGAAGAGCUUUCUGACUCGGGUAACCGUUGGGGAGUUCAGUGCUGAGGGCGAAGGCAACAGCAAGAAACUGUCCAAGAAACGCGCGGCGCUGUCCAUUCUGCUAGAUCUGAAGAAGCUGCCUUUUAUCCCGGUUGUGGAAAAACCCAAAACACAUUACAAGAAACGUACCAAGACCAUCCUCAAGACAGGACCGGACUAUGGCCAAGGCAUGAAUCCAAUCAGCCGACUGGCCCAGAUCCAACAGGCCAAAAAGGAGAAGGAGCCGGAGUACGUGCUGCUCUCAGAGAGAGGGAUGCCCCGUCGCAGGGAGUUCAUUAUGCAGGUAAAAGUGAAUAAUGAAGUUGCCACGGGAACAGGACCUAACAAGAAAGUGGCCAAACGCAACGCAGCCGAGGCGAUGCUCUUGCAGCUGGGAUACAAGGCCUCCUCAGUAACACCAAGCCCCACAGAGAUGGACAACAAAGGCUGGAAUGGACAAAAGGCGCCAUUUACUGAAGCUACAAGUAACACUCAGAAAGGCCUGCUCCACCUCAGCCCGGAUGUGUACCAGGAGAUGGAAGCCAGCAGAAAGCAGGGAAGUGGCACUGUCCCAAGUAACAACAGUGGCUCGGUCAACUACAUGACAUCCAAAGACAUGGGUCCACUACCCCCAGGACACACUCCUUACUAUGGAAACGCAUCCUCGCCCCCCAAUCCCACUGCGGUCAUGGCCCGUGAGCUGCUCCUCAACGGCCAGUCUCCUACAGCUGAGGGCACCCUGCCCCUUAAGGGGAAGGGCUCCUCGCUGCCCUGCGGCGUGGCUGUGCAGCCUGCCCAGCAGCUGGACUACCUGGCCCGCAUCCAGGGCUUCCAGGUGCAGUACAGUGACGCACAAAGUGGCAAGGAAUUUGUGACCUACCUGACCCUCUCGCCUGUGCAGAUGACUUUCCACGGCACCGGGAGCACCCUCCAAGCCAGCCAUGAUCAGGCUGCUCUAAGUGCCUUGAAACAGCUGUCUGAGCAGGGACUGGACCCAGUGGAUGGCCCUGUCAAGACCAGUGAAGCCUGUGGGAGGGAGGACGGACAUUGA